Glycine soja is the source of this 3603-nucleotide messenger RNA. Its product is annotated as putative leucine-rich repeat receptor-like protein kinase At2g19210. The record is from RefSeq and is a predicted model, not a curated record. Gene Ontology annotation, molecular function: protein binding; protein kinase activity; ATP binding. Lineage: Eukaryota; Viridiplantae; Streptophyta; Magnoliopsida; Fabales; Fabaceae. The transcript is spliced from 13 exons. Gene Ontology annotation, biological process: protein phosphorylation. The coding region runs from base 551 to 3304 and encodes 917 amino acids.
UCCAGUCCCCAAUCCUUUUAAAUUUGAUUAGUAGUCACCAUACUGGGACGACAUAUAAUUUUCACAAUAUUAGUUUGUCCUGCACAGUUAGCACAAAUUGUUAGAUCGAGUAUUGACCGAGUCAGCAUGUAAAAAUAUGGUUUAUAUAAGCAUGAAAAGAUAAGGUCCCUGCAUAACUCGCUCUCGAGAAGAAAACAUUAGACACUUUCAGGCUUCAGCUCCAUGUAGAAAUUAAGGAGAAGAUCUGGAGCUGGGAAUUAAAGACGCCACCAAGAAAAAGCUGAGCCCGAAUCCAUCGCAGCAAUAACACUUGCCUACAAGGAGGACCGCACGGUGGGUUUACUCUAAACAAGUGCAUAAUUGCAUAUACUUGAAUGACAACCCAGGAACGUUGACAGGAAUCUCUAAGCAAAUGGAUGUUCUGACAAGGCUGCAAGAAUGAAUGAAUUCUAACAAGAUUUUCAUAAACAUGGAAUAUGGGAAUAAAAAAAAAUUAAAAUUACCUCCAUGUUGACACAUUGACUGCAUCGCCAACAAAACACAAUUCAAAAUGGCGCUCGUAUAUCUGUCAUCCUACAUGAUGUCGAUGACUUUCUCAAUUGCUUUUCUAGGUGGUCUACUUAUCCUAGCUCAGGAUCAAUCAGGAUUUAUCAGCAUAGAUUGUGGAGCUCCUGCAGAUAUCAACUAUACUGAGCCAAAAACAGGCAUAAAUUACACAUCAGAUGCCAAUUUCGUAAAUACGGGUGUAAGUGGGACAGUAGAAACUGAAAUCAUCAGCAGUGGCUAUCAACGACAGAUGAUGAAUGUGAGAAGCUUCCCGGAAGGAAAAAGGAACUGCUACAAAAUAAACAUCACAAGAGGUUCUACUUAUCUCAUCCGGACUAAUUUUUUGUAUGGAAAUUAUGAUGGGCUUAAUAAGGCACCGCAGUUUGAUAUUCAUCUUGGGGCUAACCGGUGGUAUACAGUGACUAUAUCCAAUGCAUCCACUCCCCAAGUCAAUGAGAUCAUAUAUGUACCUUCACUGGAUUACCUACAAAUCUGUCUGGUCGACACAGACCAUGGGACACCAUUUAUAUCAGCUAUAGAAUUGAGGACUUUGAAAAAUGAUACAUACGUCACUCAAUUUGGAUCCUUGGAAUAUUACAACCGGUGGGAUUUAGGUUCAAACAACAGCUACAGGUACAAUCAUGAUGUUUAUGAUCGUUUCUGGUAUAUCUAUGGUGACAACAAGGAUUGGAAACAAUUAAGAGCUUCUAUUCCUGCCGAUUCCUUAAACCAGAACGAUUACAAACCGCCAGAGAUUAUCUUGAGUACCGCAGUUACACCAGUAAAUGCUUCUGCUCCAUUGGUAAUAAGCUGGGAGCCACCAGAUCAAACUGAGCUAUACUAUGUGUACAUGCACUUCACUGAGAUUCAAGUGUUAGCUAAGAAUCAAACAAGAGAAUUCAACAUUGCCCAGAAUGGAAAGCCAUGGUAUCAAAAUAUGUCUCCGCCAUACCAGAAUGUCACCACAAUAUAUAGCAGGUUAGGCACCAGUGGAAAAAAAAUUGAAUAUUCACUUGAGAAAACAAAGGAUUCAAGCCUACCUCCCAUCAUAAAUGCCAUUGAAAUUUACAGAGUAAUAAACUUCCAGCAAUCAGAUACACACCAAGGAGAUGUUGACGCGAUUGCAACCAUCAAGUCAGUUUAUGGGAUGACAAGAGAUUGGCAAGGUGAUCCAUGCUCCCCUGUAGCCUACUUGUGGAAUGGUUUGAAUUGUACUUACCGCGGAAAUGAGAACCCGAGAAUCACAACUUUGAAUUUAUCUUCAAGCGAAUUGUCAGGAAUGAUAGAUCCUUCCAUUUCAUAUCUCACCAUGUUGGAGAAGUUGGAUUUAUCAAACAAUAACUUAAAUGGUGAAGUUCCUGAUUUUCUAUCUAGAUUACAGCACUUGAAGAUCAUAAAUUUAGAUAACAACAACCUCACGGGUUCAAUUCCAUCAGAACUAGUUAAAAAAUCUAAGGAAGGUUUCCUAUCACUAAGUGUGGGCCAAAAUCUGUAUCUAUGUGAAUCUGGUCAAUGCAACGAGAAGAAAAAGAAAAAGAACAUUGUUACUCCCUUGUUAGCGUCAGUUAGUGGGGUUUUGAUCCUUGUGGUGGCUGUGGCAGCUAUAUCGUGGACUCUUAAAAAGAGAAAGCCGAAAGAAAAGAAUCAAAGUGAGAUGUCAGCUCAAUGCACAGAACAAGAUGAUUCAUUACAUCAAUUCAAAAAACAAAUAUACUCACACUCUGAUGUCCUUAGAAUCACGAACAAUUUCAAUACAAUUGUUGGUAAAGGUGGGUUCGGAACAGUUUAUCUGGGUUAUAUCGAUGGCACUCCAGUUGCAGUGAAAAUGCUUUCUACCUCUUCAGUUCAUGGUUAUCAACAAUUUCAGGCAGAAGUUAAACUUCUAAUGAGAGUUCAUCAUGCAAAUCUCACCUCCCUUGUUGGUUAUUGUAAUGAAGGAGACAAUAAGGGUCUCAUAUAUGAGUACAUGGCUAAUGGAAACUUACAUGAACAUCUGUCUGGUAAACACAUCAAAUCAAAAUUCCUGACCUGGGAAGACAGACUUCGUAUAGCAGUGGAUGCAGCCUUAGGUGAGGAAGUAAACUUAAAAUUAUGUGUUUUGUUAACUCCCCUUUUUUCCUCUCAAAUUCUCAAUAUGUUUUCAAUAAAUCAAAUAUCAGGAUUGGAGUACCUUCAAACUGGUUGCAAGCCUCCUAUAAUCCACAGAGACGUAAAAUCUACAAACAUCUUGUUGGAUGAAAAGUUACAAGCAAAGUUAUCUGAUUUUGGUCUAUCCAAAAUUAUCCCAAUUGAUGGGGGAACUCAUGUGUCAACUGUUGUUGCUGGUACUCCAGGUUAUCUAGAUCCUGAGUACUACAUAUCCAAUAGAUUAACACAGAAAAGUGACAUUUAUGGCUUUGGAGUUGUUCUUCUAGAAAUAAUCACUUGUCAACCAGUAAUAGCAUGGAAUGAAGAAAGGACUCACAUAAUUCAAUGGGUUAGAUCCCUGAUUGGGAUAGGGGAUAUCAAGGGCAUUGUUGACUCAAGGUUAGAAGGAGAUUUUGACAUUAACUCAGCUUGGAAAGCCGUAGAAAUAGCAAUGGCGUGUGUUUCCUUAAAUCCCAGUGAAAGGCCAAUCAUGAGGGUAAUAGUGACUGAACUAAAGGAAACUUUAGCAACCGAAUUAGCUCGAACUAAACACAACAGUGCUGAUUCAAUAAAUUCAAUCGAACCGGUCACCAUGAAUCUGGACACUGAAUUCACUCCACUGGCUAGAUAAAAGAUAAGAAUAACAAAAUAAUCUUGUAAUAAAUAAUGUGUUCAAAGAUGGAGAUGAACUAGGUAAGAGGUCUUCCUCUUGUGCAAUUCCAGAAUGAGAUCAAGUCACGUAAGAGGAAUUGAUGUUACAUAAUAAGAAGUUGGUAUAUGCUCUUACUUUUGAACAGUGAUACUUGUAUAACUGGUACACUUGCACUCCGUUUGAAUCUGUGUUUGAGAGUGGUGAAUGUAGUGUAGUGUGCAAAGUUGCAAAGAGAAUAAGAGUAAAUAACAAGAAAUGAAAAUCAGUUUUUGUUUUUC